UGGAGACAGGUUAGCUAACGGUGAGCCUCGUACAUCUGUGAGUAUAUUAUAAUUAUGACAUUAUGCGCGUGUGUUAGCCAAACGUAAGCCAUUAGCAAUGCUAACGCUGAAUUGUGUCAUUCCGAAUGGAAACGGAACGAACUUAAACUUUAGCUAGUUGACUUUAACAAUACUUUGUCUCAAACGACGUCUCGGCAUUUUUAAACCGACAAUGGCAAGUUUGGGGUGAUGAGUCUCUAUGAGGAGAAAAGUAACGGCUGACAUUAGAGGACAGUGGACUCUUGGACAGGUAUGUCACUUCGGCUACUUUCGUGGUUGCUGCUGCUCGUGUGUCUGGAUGUGUUCAGACAUGAAGUCCCGGGGGCUCAGGCACACUCGGUACCCAGUGCUGCCAAAACUUUAGUUUGGGGACCAGGACUGGAGGCAAACAUCGUCCUUCCAGCUCGAUUCUUCUACAUACAGGCGGUGGACAGCUCUGGGAAAAAUUUAACAACAUCACCUGGUGAGAAGACAUUUGAUGUGAAGAUUGUGUCUCCAGUGGAGCACUUCACCAGGAUUUGGAUCCAAGUCCUGGAUCGUCAGGAUGGCUCCUUCCUGGUUCGCUACAGAAUGUAUGCCACCUACACGGACCUUCACAUCCACAUCCUGAUCAAGAACAAGCAUGUCGCAAAGUCACCAUUCAUUCUCAAAGGUCCAGUCUACCAUGAGGGUUGUGACUGUCCUCAGCCCAGUGGAUCUGUGUGGGAGGCCCACAUGCACUGUCCUCCAUCCUUCCCUCAGAUAGACAGAGACCUGGCCCUCUACGCCAGUGUUGACCCAGAUCGUAACGCGCAGGAGAUCCCACAGCGCUUUGGACAGAGACAAAGCCUCUGCCACUACACUAUUAAAGAUAAUAAGGUCUAUGUCAAAACUUUUGGAGAGCAUGUUGGUUUCAGAAUCUUUAUGGAUGCCAUCCUCCUGUCACUCACCAGAAAGGUGAAGCUCCCCGAUAUGGAGUUCUUCGUUAACCUUGGUGACUGGCCAUUGGAGAAGAGGAAACCCACUGAGAAGAUUCAUCCUAUCUUUUCCUGGUGUGGAUCUAACAAUACCAGAGACAUUGUCAUGCCCACCUAUGACCUGACUGAGUCUGUCCUCGAGACCAUGGGAAGAGUCAGUCUGGACAUGAUGUCAGUGCAGGCUAACACAGGGCCACCAUGGCCAGAGAAGAAUGCCACAGCUUUCUGGAGAGGCCGGGACAGCCGUCAGGAACGCCUGGAGCUGGUCAAGCUUUCAAGGGCUCACCCCACCAUGAUAGAUGCUGCCUUUACCAACUUCUUCUUCUUCAAACACGAUGAGAGCCUCUAUGGGCCGCUGGUCAAACACGUGUCUUUCUUUGACUUUUUCAAGUACAAGUACCAGAUAAACAUUGAUGGCACUGUGGCUGCGUAUCGACUGCCUUACCUGUUAGCAGGAGACAGUGUGGUCCUAAAGCAGGAUUCUGGUUACUAUGAGCAUUUCUACAACGAGCUUCGGCCGUGGGAGCACUACAUUCCAAUCAGGGCGGACCUCGGAGACCUGCUGGAAAAGAUCCAGUGGGCUCGUGACAAUGAUGAAGAGGCAAAGAAAAUUGCACUGGCGGGUCAGCAGUUUGCCCGCAACCAUCUUAUGGGAAACAGUAUAUUUUGUUACUACUAUAAACUUUUUCAGGAGUACGCCAAACUCCAGGUCACAGAGCCCAAGAUUCGUACAGGCAUGGCGCUUGUGGAGCAGCCCAUUGAUGACCUGUUUCCAUGUUCCUGCCACAGGACGAGGGUAAAGGAUGAACUUUGAUUGACCUGUCAUCCAGUUACAGAGCAAUCCUUCAUAUCUGAUAUUCUGCCAAAAACAAAAUGUUUCAGAGUGUUCAAUGAUUGUAUGACUAUUACAUGAAUAUCACAUCUCAUGUUUUAAAAUAAAUAUUUUUCUUUUUGUA
Molecule: messenger RNA, 1951 nt
Organism: Plectropomus leopardus (leopard coralgrouper)
Lineage: Eukaryota; Metazoa; Chordata; Actinopteri; Perciformes; Serranidae
Gene: poglut2
Product: protein O-glucosyltransferase 2
Cellular component (GO): endomembrane system
Molecular function (GO): glucosyltransferase activity; protein binding
Source: RefSeq, a predicted model, not a curated record